Messenger RNA from Cuscuta campestris, 930 nucleotides. NCBI's taxonomy places the organism in Eukaryota, Viridiplantae, Streptophyta, Magnoliopsida, Solanales, Convolvulaceae. The record is from the annotation of a GenBank genome assembly.
CUCAAAUGGCACUUAAACCACAAGUCCAAGAUUUAAGCGUUUUCUAAUUUUCUUUAAGAAAUAUAUUGUGACCUAGUUUUGAAUUUUGAAUGCAUAUCUACUCCCGUUCCAGUACCAAAUUUUAUUCAAUUGAACGCGCCACUUUUACUUCUCGGCUGAGAAGUACUACGUAAUAUUGUCCAUGGAAGUCUCGCGGCAAAUUUCCCUCUUCCGCUCCCAAAUCCAAAACCGAAGAUUCGAUGACGCAACUCUCCGAAUUCUCGAGUCCAUUUUAGUCUCCGGCGACGCAAAAUCGCUGAAUCAGAUCGCCUCCGCUUUGAAGGAUUUCAUGCGACGCGAAUCUCUCUGUAUCCUCCGUGAAACUAGCGCUCUCAGAUCUGUUGACGAUCAUCUUCUGAUUGUGGAAUUUCUCGUCCGCGUCUUCGCUCUUAUUGGCGAUGAUGAGAGUUGUUUGGCGUUGAGAAUGGUUUUUGUUCUAUUGCUAGAAUGGCAUGUGAGAAGGCAUUAUCAUGCUUUGAUGCAGAUAGCAAUACAGUUGAUGGUCAGACUGGUGACCUCUCCAAAAAUGUGCAUUUGAUUGAAAAAAUCAAGAAUCUCAAAGAUGCUGCUUCUAUCACUGCUUCUUCACAUUCUGUUCAAGCACAGGCAGCAAAAUACCUAAAGAAGAAACCGGUUGCGAGAAAUACAUAUCAACCUUUUCCCGUUAUCGAAGCUAAUAAAGGUUAUGGAAGUGUUUUGUUCCGGGAAGGGAUUAAAAGACGUCACUUACGACAGUUGCAGGUUGCCAGAAGCAGGCUGACUCCUUCCUAAAUGGGCUGAAAAUUUUCCAGGGCGAGCCACAUCUUUGAAAGGUCCCAUCAUCAGAAUUGAUCGAAUAAUCCCUUGAGAGAAAGUAAAUUAAGCUACAGAUAAAAAAUUUAUACUUAGUCU